Molecule: messenger RNA, 1141 nt
Organism: Ipomoea triloba (trilobed morning glory)
Lineage: Eukaryota; Viridiplantae; Streptophyta; Magnoliopsida; Solanales; Convolvulaceae
Product: heavy metal-associated isoprenylated plant protein 3-like
Exons: 5
Coding region: 39-986 (315 amino acids)
Molecular function (GO): metal ion binding
Source: RefSeq, a predicted model, not a curated record
UUUCUUUCUCUAUCAGUUAUUUCACAAUUUCUUCACAAAUGGGCGCGAAUCAGAAGGGCGAGAGCGGCGACCAGAAGAAGGCCGACGGCGGCAAGAAGGGCGGCGGCGGCGACAAUGCUUUGGUGGUUCUCAAGGCCGAUUUGCAUUGCGAGGGUUGUAUUUCCAAAAUCGUCAAAACCAUUCGAGGCUGCGAUGGUGUGGAGGAUGUGAAGGUGGAGCUGAGCGCUAACAAGGUGACAGUGACGGGGAAGGUGGAUCCGGCGGUGGUGAAGGAGAAAGUGGAGGCGAAGACGCACAAGCAAGUGGUGGUGGUGUCGCCUGCGGCGGGCAACAAAGGCGGCGAGAAGGCGAAAGACGGAGGAGGGGGAGGCGAAAAGCAGAAGCAGAAGAAGAAAGAGGACAAGAAGGGUGAGGAUUCAAAGGAGGAGAAGAGUAAGGGAGAAGAUGACAAGAAGAAGGCGAAGGAGAAAGAGCCGGCGGUAACGACGGCGGUGUUGAAGAUGAAUCUCCACUGCGAAGGAUGUAUCCAGAAGAUCUACAAGAUCGUCAGCAAAACCAAAGGAUAUCACGAAAUGAAACUGGACAGGCAGAAGGAGGUGGUGACGGUAACGGGAGCAAUGGACAUGAAGGCUUUAGCGGAGAACCUGAAGAAGCACCUGAAACGGGACGUGGAGAUCGUGCCGCCGAAGAAGGAAGGCGGCGGCGGCGGCGAGAAGAAGGAGAAGGGCGGCGGCGGCGGGAAUGAGAAGGGAAAUGAUAAGGGAAAGGGCGGCGGAAAGAAGGAAGGCGGCGGCGGCGGUGGUGACGGGGAGAAGAAUAAAGAAGAGGCAGCAAACAAAAUGCAAGUGCAAUUGGGGUACCCGUAUCAGGGUCCGUACCCGUAUAUGUAUGGGCCGGGUUAUGUACAAGACCAGAUGUACUACAAUUACCCUCAUGCCCCUCAGAUGUUCAGUGACGAGAACCCAAAUGCUUGUAGCGUUAUGUAAUAUGACACGACGGAAUGUUCUAGAAUGCGUUGUUACAGUUGUAAAUAAAUUGCGUAGUGGCAGAACAAUAUCUGCGUUUUUGGGUUCUAAAUUCUUAAUCAUUUACUUAUUUUAGCUAGAAAAAAAAAACAUUACACUUCCAGUUCCUUAAAAAA